Molecule: messenger RNA, 1660 nt
Organism: Perca flavescens (yellow perch)
Lineage: Eukaryota; Metazoa; Chordata; Actinopteri; Perciformes; Percidae
Product: oocyte zinc finger protein XlCOF6.1-like
Exons: 1
Coding region: 73-1323 (416 amino acids)
Biological process (GO): regulation of transcription by RNA polymerase II
Cellular component (GO): nucleus
Molecular function (GO): RNA polymerase II cis-regulatory region sequence-specific DNA binding; DNA-binding transcription factor activity, RNA polymerase II-specific
Source: RefSeq, a predicted model, not a curated record
CCUGUGAAGAGUGAAGAAGAUGAUGGAGAGGAAGCUCAGUCCUCACAGCUUCAACAAAGACAAACUGAACACAUGGGAACAGAAGAUGAUGGAGAGGACUGUGGAGGAGCAGAACCAGACAGGAACGCACAUCCAGACCAUAUUUUACAACCGGCUGCUCAUGACCAGGCUUUGCACUCUGAACCUGAGGCUGAUAACAGUGGAGAUUGGGACGAGACCAAAGAACAUCAGCCAGGUUUAAACCCUCUGCAAAAUGGUGAUGUUGCUGUCAGUGAUUCCAGAUGCAGUGCUGCUAAGAAAAAAUUUAGCUGCUCUGAGUGUGGGAAAAGAUUUAGCAAAAAGAAACAUCUGGAGGAUCACAUUAGAAUCCACACAGGAGAGAAACCAUUCAGUUGCUCAGUCUGUAAGAGUUCUUUUAAACAGAGUGGAGGUUUACAUGCACACAUGAGAAUCCACACAGGAGAGAAAACGAUCAGUUGCUCAGUCUGCAAGAAAUGUUUUAAACGGAGGGAAAGUUUGAAGACACACAUGAUAAUCCACACCGGAGAAAAAACAUUCGGCUGCUCAGUCUGUAAGAAAAGUUUUAAACGGAGGGAAAGUUUGACGGCACACGUGAGAAUCCACACAGGAGAAAAACCUUUGUUUUGUUGUUCGCUUUGUGAUAAAGGAUAUAUGUGCAGGUCAAGUCUUAAGUCGCACAUGAUAACUCACACAGGAGAAACGCCAUUCAGUUGCUCAGUCUGUGAGAAAUCCUUUGCGUGGAGUGGACUUUUACAGAGACACAUGCAAAUCCACACAGAAGACCCCCCUUUCAGCUGCUCAGACUGUGGUAAAGGAUUUUUCUGCAAGUCAAAUAUGAAGAAACACAUGAGGACUCAUACAGGAGAAAAACCAUUUAGCUGUUCAGUCUGUAAGAAAUGUUUCACACAGAAUGGAAGUCUGAAGACCCACAUGAAAAUCCACACAAGAGAGAGAGAAAAACCUUUUGCUUGUUCAGUCUGUGAAAAGUUUUAUUCAAACAAGAGAUAUUUACGCACUCACAUGAGACUUCACACAGGAGAGAAACCUUACAGCUGCUCGGAGUGUGACGAAAGAUUCUCUUACAGGGAAGCCCUAGUUCGUCACAUGAGAACCCACACAGAGGAAACCCCUGCAGCUAAAGGAGAGGACUGUGGUGGACCAGAACCAGCCAGGAACUCUGAUCCAGAUGGACUCGAAGGACCAGAUACUGAGGACAAGACUGGAGACUCGUCCAGGGUUGCCACGGCCAUGGAAAACCUAGUCUGGAUGCCAGCCGAACGUAGCCCCGCCCACAGCAUUUGAGGUCGGGAAGUUCAGGUCUGGACUUGAUCCGUCGGGGAGCAACCAUGCUCUAACCAGAGCUGUUCGGACCAAUCAAAUUGUCGGGGCGGGCUUUAUACGACGAUGGACAGAUGAUCGACAGCAACGUAAUCAACCACGUCACCAAAGAGCGCUUGGGUUGAAUUUGUUUACAACAUGACACGGAAAGUACCGCCUCCGCAUUUGCUCUGUCGAAGCCCGCCUUUGACGUACAGCUUCUGUGACGUCUGUCUCCGUUGUUCUGAUUUGUUUUAGGUCCAUCCAUUGCUCUGAUUGGUUGUAGGUCUAUCCGUUGCUCUGGUUGGUUGUAGGCCUAUAC